AUGGUCACGGCAAACCAUACCCAUCUCCUAGCCACCUACAUCACGGCGUUACACAUCCUUCAGUUCCACGGCAUUCUCGAUGGCUACGGCCAUAUGUCACUCCGGAACCCCGAGAACCACUCAACCUUCUUCAUGUUCCACACCGUCUCCCCAGCCCUGGUGUCUUCACUUGCCGAUAUUGCCCUGUAUCAUGUCUCAGACGCUGAGCCGACUACGCCAGACGGACCCAGAGGGUUUAUCGAGCGUUUCAUCCACAGCGAGAUCCUCAAGCGCUAUCCCGGUAUAAACGUAGUGCUACACGGCCAUGCCGAUAUCUUGGUCUCUUAUAGCAUCAGCAGUGUACCGUUGCGAGCGGCAAUCCAUAUGGCUGGGUACCUUGGCGGAGCAACCCCGAUCUUCGACAUUACCCGUUACUACCUCCCCAACGAAACGCAAGACUUGCUGGUCCGAACCCCCCGGCUCGGCGCGGCCCUCGCCGACGAGUUCUCUCCCAACAACAAUGGCGAGUGCGAGGACCAUGAUCUGCCCGACCACGACCUCGUGCUGAUGCAAAGCCAUGGCUUUACCAGCUGUGGCGUUGAGCUCGAAAAGGUUGUGUACCAGGCUGUUUACGCAAAGACCAACGCCCUGGUCCAGGCCGAGGCCCUCCAACGUCGGCAUGAUGCCUACAACGGACCGGCGGUGGCGUUGGAGGGUGAAGGAGAUGGUGGUAAGGACAAAGAUGGAAUUGUGUACCUCACUCCGAGACAGGCACAGGAUACGUGGGCAACCAUGAGGCGUGACGUCUCACGGCCGUGGGGGUUGUGGAAGAGGCAGGUGCAGGUAGAUCCGUUGUAUGUGAAUGAAUUGGAGUCUUGA
Messenger RNA from Canariomyces notabilis, 858 nucleotides. RefSeq lists its product as uncharacterized. Gene Ontology annotation, cellular component: cytosol. NCBI's taxonomy places the organism in Eukaryota, Fungi, Ascomycota, Sordariomycetes, Sordariales, Chaetomiaceae. The transcript is spliced from 2 exons. Gene Ontology annotation, molecular function: aldehyde-lyase activity. Bases 1 to 858 code for a protein of 285 amino acids. Gene Ontology annotation, biological process: pentose catabolic process. The record is from RefSeq and is a predicted model, not a curated record.